Mytilus trossulus (common blue mussel) is the source of this 4507-nucleotide messenger RNA. RefSeq names its product mucin-2-like. NCBI's taxonomy places the organism in Eukaryota, Metazoa, Mollusca, Bivalvia, Mytilida, Mytilidae. Bases 110 to 4033 code for a protein of 1307 amino acids. The record is from RefSeq and is a predicted model, not a curated record. The transcript is spliced from 10 exons.
UAUAUGUAAAAGCGGAACUUAUAAAGAACAAAAAUUGGUCGACAAAAGUUAUCUCGAAAAAGGAGAGAUCAGAAAUAAGAAAAAUAAUGUCAUCACAAAUAAAAGAACAAUGAUCUAUUCAGAUUUACUGACCAUUUGUUCAUUGCUUAUUUUGAAAGGCACAUCUACAGCGAAUUCGCAAUGCUAUACUGUUGCAGAUGUUUGUGAAAGCUACUGUCAUGUACUAACAACACAGGAAAUGACAACAACAGCAGAUAUUACUACUACACCAGAGAUAACCACGACUGAAGCCACUACUACACCAGAGAUAACCACGACUGAAACUACUACUACACCAGAGAUAACCACGACUGAAGCUACUACUACACCAGAGAUAACUACGACUGAAGCUACUACUACACCAGUGAAAACUACGACCGAAGCUACUACUACACCAGUGAUUACUACGACUGAAGCUACUACAACACCAGAGAUUACCACGACUGAAGCUACUACUACACCAGAUAUUACAACAACUGAAUCUACUACGACACCAGAGAUUACAACAACUGAAGCUACUACUACACCAGAAAUUACAACAACUGAAGCUACUACUACACUAGAGAUCACAACAACUGAAGCUACUACUACACCAGUGAUAACAACUACUGAAGCUACUACGACACCAGAGAUAACAACUACAGAAGCUACUACUACACCAGAGAUAACUACGACUGAAGCUACUACUACACCAGUGAUAACUACGACCGAAGCUACUACUACACCAGAGAUAACAACGACUGAAGCUACUACUACACCAGUGAUUACUACGACUGAAGCUACUACUACACCAGAGAUUACCACGACUGAAGCUACUACUACACCAGAGAUUACAAAAACUGAAUCUACUACGACACCAGAGAUUAAAACAACUGAAGCUACUACUACACUAGAGAUCAGAACAACUGAAGCUACUACUACACCAGAAAUUACAACAACUGAAGCUACUACUACACUAGAGAUCACAACGACUGAAGCUACUACGACACCAGAGAUCACAACAACUGAAGCUACUACUACACUAGAGAUCACAACAACUGAAGCUACUACGACACUAGAGAUCACAACAACUGAAGCUACUACUACACCAGAAAUUACAACAACUGAAGCUACUACUACACUAGAGAUCACAACGGCUGAAGGUACUACUACUCCAGAGAUAACAACGACCGAAGCUACUACUACACCAGUGAUCACAACGACUGAAGGUACUACUACUCCAGAGAUAACUACGACUGAAGCUACUACUACUCCAAAGAUAACGACUGAAGCUACUACUACGCCAGUGAUCACAACGAUUGAAGCUACUACUACUCCAGAGAUAACAACGACUGAAGCUACUACUACGCAAGAGAUAACAACGACUGAAGCUACUACUACUCCAGAGAUAACAACGACAGAAGCUACCACGACACCAGAGAUAACUACGACUGAAGCUACUACUACUCCAGAAAUCACAACGACUGAAGCUACUACUACACCAGAGAUAACAACGACUGAAGCUACUACUACGCCAGAGAUAACAACGACCGAAGCUACUACGACACCAGAGAUAACCACGACUGAAGCUACUACUACACUAGAGAUAACAACGACUGAAGCAACUACUACACAAGAGAUAACAACGACUGAGGCUACUACUACACCAGUGAUAACUACGACCGAAGCUACUACUACACCAGUGAUUACUACGACUGAAGCUACUACUACACCAGAGAUAACCACGACUGAAGCGACUACUACACCAGAGAUUACAACAACUGAAGCUACUACUACUCCGGAGAUAACCACGACUGAAGCUACUACGACACCAGAGAUAACAACGACUGAAGCUACUACGACACCAGAGAUAACCACGACUGAAGCUACUACUACACUAGAGAUAACAACGACUGAAGCAACUACUACACCAGUGAUAACAACUACUGAAGCUACUACUACACCAGUGAUUACUACGACCGAAGCUACUACUACACCAGUGAUUACUACGACUGAAGCUACUACUACACCAGAGAUAACCACGACUGAAGCUACUACUACACCAAAGAUUACAACAACUGAAGCUACUACUACUCCAGAGAUAACCACGACUGAAGCUACUACGACCCCAGAGAUAACAACGACUGAAGCUACUACGACACCAGAGAUUACAACAACUGAAGCUACUACUACACCAGAGAUUACAACAACUGAAGCUACUACUACACUAGAGAUCACAACAACUGAAGCUACUACUACUCCAGAGAUAACUACGACUAAAGCUACUACUACACUAGAGAUCACAACAACUGAAGCUACUACUACUCCGAAGAUAACCACGACUGAAGCUUCUACUACACCAGAGAUAACCACGACUGAAGCUACUACUACACCAGAGAUUACAACAACAGAAGCUACUACUACACCAGAGAUAACUACGACUGAAGCUGCUACUACUCCGAAGAUAACAACGACUGAAGCUACUACUACUCCGAAGAUAACAACGACUGAAGCUACUACUACUCCAUAUAUAACUACGACUGAAGCUACUACUACACCAGAGAUAACCACGACUGAAGCUACUACUACACUAGAGAUCACAACAACUGAAGCUACUACUACACCAGAGAUAACCACGACUGAGGCUACUACUACACCAGAGAUUACAACAACUGAAGCUACUACUACACCAGUGAUAACAACGACUGAAGCUACUACUACACCAGAGAUUACAACAACUGAAGCUACUACUACACCAGAGAUUACAACAACUGAAGCUACUACUACACCAGUGAUAACAACUACUGAAGCUACUACUACACUAGAGAUCACAACAACUGAAGCUACUACUACACCAGAUAUAACCACAACUGAAGCUACUACUAUACCAGAGAUAACCACGACUGAAGCUACUACUACACCAGAGAUUACAACAACUGAAGCUACUACUACACCAGAGAUUACAACGACUGAAGCUACUACGACACCAGAGAUUACAACGACUGACAUGACAACAACACCAACAACAACGCCAUCAAGGAAGUUUGUAUGUGAAUAUUAUUGUUAUACAGUGGGAGGUUGGUGUAAUAUUUCUGUGUCAACACCACUAUCUUAUGCAGCCAACGUAGCAAAGUAUGAUAAUCAGGAACUUCUUCUCGAUUCAGCAUAUUUUACCAUUAAAUUGACGAUAUCUUUGUGUAUCAAUUGGACAAACGAUUACUACUAUCCCCAUACUGAAGCGUACCAGACAAUCAGUCAACACAUAAAUGAAGAGUUGCUGGUGAUGUACAAGCCUAUGUCAGGAUUUGUUUCAUUAUCAAUUGUAAGGUUAAUACAAGGUAGUGUCGUUGUGGACUAUCGAAUUAAGGUAUCAGCGUCUGCGACUAGUCACGAAGUUUUAGCUUAUUUGCGUGAGAAGAAGGAUGCACUAGAGAGUUCCACAAUCUUUAAAGAUUAUAGAUUAACAGAUGAUUACAUAAAGGACCAUGGGAACUAUUUUCUUCGAAGUGCACAAACAACGCUUGAAAAUAAAUGUUCUGCUGUUGGUAUUUGCCCAACAGGAUAUGAUUGCAAAAAGUCUAUUCGGUCAUCUUUAAUUUGUGAACAUAAAUGUAAUAACCAUGUAUGCCUCAAUGGUGGAAUUUGUUAUUUAAAUGAAAGCAGUGCUCUUUGCAAUUGCGCUGAGAAUGAAAAAUAUAUGUAUAGUGGAAUGAAUUGUGAGAUUGUAAAUAACAAACAAGUAGAAGAAAAGAAUGAUGAACCAUUAAUAAUUGGAGUUUCGGUCGCUGCUGGAAUUAUCUUUAUUGUCCUCUUGGUUUGUCUAGGAUGCUGCUCUUAUAAACACUGCAGCAGAAAAUACAGCAUGAAUGAAUUCGACGUAGAAAGUAAAAGUUAUAGUCGAGACAUCAAGGUGCAGUUAGGGAUUGACGAAAAUGAGGAUGAUUUUAAAGACCUUGGUGAUCUAUUUGAUAGAUACGAUGACACAGGUUCAAUUGUGGAAAGUACUUAUUUAUAGUAAGGAAGUAAGAACGUAAACUCCCAAGAAACACCAAGUAUAAAUGUGAUGAAACUGGAACAUUAUAACGAAUUAUCGGUUUGUUUUGCAGUUCAAGAAUUUUUUUCGUAUUGAAUAGAAGACAAUCUAAAUGUACACUGCAACACGCUAAUUUUGGUACACUCGACAUGACAUGUGCUAAUAUAUAUCUAACGUCAGCAUGCGAAGAGUUCGUUUGAUAUUCAAUGAAAUGAAAGAUGAAAGGAAAGGGAUCUAAAUAAAUGAAAACCUUGUAUUAUGAUCCUUUGUUGUGUUUUUCUGAUGUUCUGCAAAUAUAAAUUGAUGUAGUAACGAAUGUAUAGUCAUAUAUAACCAAGUUUGAAAUGCUAAAACUUAUAUGUCAUGAUCAUUUGCAGUUGUGUUUGUCUUAUAUAAUAGUAUUGCUAUUCAGUCGAAAAUGCUAGCCUUUUUAGUCGAUAAUUCAUUAUAUAUUGA